This is a messenger RNA of Benincasa hispida (wax gourd), 1578 nucleotides long. Its product is annotated as MIZU-KUSSEI-like protein (Protein of unknown function, DUF617). The record is from RefSeq and is a predicted model, not a curated record. NCBI's taxonomy places the organism in Eukaryota, Viridiplantae, Streptophyta, Magnoliopsida, Cucurbitales, Cucurbitaceae. Gene Ontology annotation, biological process: hydrotropism.
UGAAACAAUGUCUUUGGAGGAAUCACAAGAUGGAUCUCGAGAGAGUGACUCCAGAUAUUUUUGUUGUAUAUGAAAUAUUGUAGAUUUUUAUGCCCAGCAACGUAGGUUUAUGAGUUUGCUCAGUGCCCCAACAAGCUUUGUGCGUCAUUCUCUUACAUUGAUUUGGAUUUGAUUUUCGUUAGAUUGUCUAUUCGUGAACAGCUACGGCUUAUACUUAGAGUGGCUUUUGAUGCCAUCGUUUCACCGUCUAUGAUUGAAGUCAACCAAAUGCCAAUCUCACAAUUGGUGGGGUCACUCUGUUUCUUUUGUCAGGAUUCUCUUGCAGCACAUCAAUGAACCUUGAAACUAAGGAUUAAAUGAUGAGAGCCCCACAUAGCAAAUAAAAGGGGAGAAACCACAUUCUCUCUAUUAUACACUCCUUUCAUUCUCUCUCCUACCAACCAACCUUCUACAGAAUCUACCUUACUUCCUUCCCCUUGGUUUCUCAGCUGCAGACAGUAAUGGCUCUGGAAUCCUCCUCCAGAAGGCACUUCCAUUGGACAAGGAAGGUUAGUAAUGAAGAUGAAGACGAUUCCACCUUCAACUCCUCAGAAUCUGCUGUAGAACAAAAGGAGGAGAACGCCAAGCCCAUUUCACAGGAGCCAGAGGAACAGCAGCAGGUGCGAGCACAAUUGACCAGGAGGAAACUGCAACAGCUCGCUGUCUCUCGGUUCCGUUCGGUUCUCACUGCCCUUGGCCGCAACCGUAACACACGGCACAGUCUCCGUUCUCGAGUGGUUGGAACACUAUUUGGUUCCCGCCAGGGGCAUGUUCAUUUUGCAUUUCAGAGAGAUCCCAAUUCACAUCCAGCUUUCUUGAUUGAGCUCGCUACUCCAAUCAGUGGUCUGGUGAAGGAAAUGGCAUCUGGAUUGGUUCGAAUUGCACUGGAAUGUGAUAAAGAGAAAGAUGAGAACAAGAAACCAGGAAGGAGACUGCUUGAAGAGCCUGUUUGGAGGACAUUUUGCAAUGGGAAGAAAUGUGGCUUUGCGUCAAGGAGAGAAUGUGGACCCAAGGAGUUGAAGAUCUUGAAGGCUGUGGAACCAAUUUCCAUGGGUGCGGGCGUUUUACCGGUGAACAAAGGCACCGAGGGCAGUGGCGGUUGCAGCGGGGAAGGAGAAGGUGGAUCAGAUGGUGAGAUUAUGUACAUGAGGGCAAAGUUUGAGAGAAUUGUAGGCUCAAGGGAUUCUGAAGCUUUCUACAUGAUGAACCCAGACAGUAAUGGAGCUCCUGAGCUCAGUAUCUAUUUACUAAGAGUAUAAUUUGAUGAUCAACCAUGGAAGGAUUGAUCUGAGUUACUAUCAAGGUUCCUUCAUUUCAGCAGCUGCAUCUCAGCCAAAGGCCAGCUCCAUGUGCUGUUUUUUCUUCUCUUUUUUGAUGUGCUGUACUUUGUAUUAUUACCAGUUUAGGAUUUCUUCCUUUUUGUUGGGUUUGGGGGGGAUACAUUACAAGAUGAUGGUGGGUUGGGGAGAUGAAGAUGUAAAUGUAAAGUUUCUGUUUAAUUCAUGAUUAAUUACAAUUACUUUAAAAAAAUUUCUUUGA